CCGUUGAGGUAGGACGGUACCUUGUGCUCCAAAUCCGCUGAUAUUUAAUGGUAGACAUUUAACACACCGUAUAAUCGAAUCACGAGUUUUCACGUGGUCUGGUGCCUGCGACGUUAUUACACAUCAAACGUGCGUGCUACGUUUUAGGCUUUGCUCGCUUCAUUUGCAUUAAAAAUUGUCUGUUACGAAGAAAAUCCGCACAUGUCAAGGUCGAGGUGUGAUUCGAGAUUUUUUCCAUCUCGCAGGUAUCGACAGUAUAUCUUCGAGUAAACAACGACGGUGUUGGCGGAGAUAUUGUUCAUAGAAGCGACGAGAUCUUCGGAAACCAAUUAAACCAACUGCUUCUCCGCGAGAGCGUAUUUCUGUCUUGCGAAUAUCGGAGAAUUUGUGAUCUUCGAGUUCGAUUUACGAAUCCAGCGAGAAUCAAAGCGGUUUCGAAGCGUAAUUCUCUGAUCGUGAAAUACUCGAAUUUGACGAGAGAAUAUAAGAUGAUGCUGAUGCAAGAGCCUGGUUGGAAGCUGGAACGCAAAGGUUCGGGAGCGCAGGUGUUGCGCAAGGAUGGAUCUCACUUCAAAAGCAGCACUGCACGCGUAUGUUUCCGAUGUGACGUAGAAAUCCGGGAAUUCGUGCCAGAUGAAGAUUAUGGCGUGACGGAGAACAUGGAAAUGGAAACAGCCGCAAGUCCCUUGGCAAUGCUGUCCAGUUGCGUAGCAGCGCUUUGCGUCACCAUCCUCUUGCCUUGGCUCCUGAUCGGAGGUUAAAAAAUGCCGCUUUUAUCAUCGAUCACAGCGAGACCUCGUCAAUCGAAAGAUUUGCAUCGGCAAUAUCAUCCCUUUGACUGAUCUACGAAUGUACUUGGAUAUUUGUACUUGGUAUUCACCUAUUCUUAUGUCGGUGGUCCCAAUAGUUGUUCAAGAUAUAUAGUUAACGAUGGAUGUGUCUUUGGGUCGAAUAUUCUCAAGGAAUGUUAAGAUAUUAUUGUAUGUUAUAUUAUUUAUAUGGAUGUUAUAGUAUUUAUAAUCAUGAAUACUGUAAUACUUUCGGGCAUUUUUUUUCGGUUGUAAAGGUUCUUCACACUUGAAUGUCGACCAUUGCAUUCGAGAAAAGACAUUUAAAAUUGCACGAGACUCGCGUAAUUAAUUAUUCGACCGAUAAAUCGAAGCAAAGAGAUAAAUAGAUUUUAUCACUGUGAUUAUGUAUAUAAUUUUUAAUUACAUUCGAUUGAUAUGAUAAUCCAAAAGUUUAUUCUUAUUAAUUUCUGUAUAUCAUAGCGUUGAAAAUUCUGUAUCAAUUUCUGUAUAUCAUAGCAUUGAAAAUUCUGUGAAUUUACGACGAAAUAAAUUUUUUUUGCAAAAAAA
This is a messenger RNA of Atta colombica, 1358 nucleotides long. RefSeq lists its product as uncharacterized. The record is from RefSeq and is a predicted model, not a curated record. The transcript has 2 exons. Bases 489 to 761 code for a protein of 90 amino acids. Lineage: Eukaryota; Metazoa; Arthropoda; Insecta; Hymenoptera; Formicidae.